AUGUCGAUGAAAAUUGAAUAUAAUCCAUAUCGGAUAAAUCUUUUAUUUUACAUAGAAAAAUCAAUUGUAAAUGAUGAAACAAAACCUAUACUGAAUGUAUAUAAUAAUAAUAAUCAAGAAAAAUGGUAUAUUGUAGCAAGACAACUUGUUCUUCCGUUUAUGAUUUCUGGAUUUGGUAUGGUUGCUGCAGGACUUCUACUUGAACGUACGAAGGAAUUAAAAGUAUUUCAAGAAAUAACAGAAAUUUAUAUACUUGUUCCAGCUUUACUUGAUUUAAAAGGUAAUUUAGAAAUGACAUUAGCUUCUCGUCUAUCUACACAAGCAAAUAUUGGAAAUAUGGAUAAAAUAUGUAAAUUUAAAGAUUUAUUUAUUGGUAAUGUUGUUUUAAUACAAUUACAAGCUAUUGUUAUUGGUUUUCUUGCUGCGCUUGUAUCAAUUCUUAUAAGUUGGUUAUCACAAGGUCAUUUUAAUAUUCGAUAUGCUCUUAUUUUAUGCAGUAGUAGUGUUUCAACAGCAACAAUUGCUUCAACAGUAUUAGGUGUAGUUAUGAUGAUAGUUAUCGUCUUAUCUCAUAAAUGUAAAAUAAAUCCAGAUAAUAUUGCUACACCAGUGGCUGCAUCACUUGGUGAUCUUACAACUGUUAUUGUUCUAGCUGGUGUUAGUGAAUUUUUAUUUCAAAUCACUAAUUUUCAUUCAUUGUUACUAAUGAUGACAAUAGUGUUUUUUUUAACUCUAAUACCAAUUUGGACAAUUAUUUGUGCUCGAAAUGAACAUGUUAAAGAUGUACUUAUCCAUGGAUGGUCACCGAUAAUAGCUGCAAUGUUUAUAUCAAGUACGGGUGGUUUAAUUCUUGAUUUUGCUGUUCAAACAUUUCAUGGUAUCAUUGUUUUUCAACCUGUGAUGAACGGUGUAUGUGGUAAUCUAGUAACUGUACAAGCAAGUCGACUAUCUACUGCUCUUCAUCAACAAGGCAAACCGGGAGAAUUUCAAAAUGAUGAACAACAUACUGCUUCGACAGAUUGUCCGAAUCCAUAUAAAUUGUUUUGUUCUAGAGCUAAUGCUUCAUGCAUAGUACGUCUUUUAUUAUUCAUGGCUAUACCGGGUCAUUUAACAUUCCUAUUUAUUAUUUGGCAAUUAGCUGCUAAUCAUAUACAAAUUUCAUUUCUUUUUAUUUCUCUCUAUCUGAUCGCAGCACUUAUUCAAGUAGCUGUUCUUCUUUAUAUUGCUCAAUGGAUAGUAUCGUUUGUUUGGAGACAUCGUAGAGAUCCAGAUAAUGUAUGCAUACCGUAUUUAACAUCUACGGGAGAUCUUUUGGGUACUGCUCUGCUUACAUGUGUCUUUUUACUGCUUGCAUAA
Molecule: messenger RNA, 1356 nt
Organism: Rotaria sp. Silwood1
Lineage: Eukaryota; Metazoa; Rotifera; Eurotatoria; Philodinida; Philodinidae
Source: the annotation of a GenBank genome assembly